AUGAUGAAUUACAAAUGUACUGGUGUUCGAUAUCGACUAAGUUCAAGAAUAAAUAAUGAAUAUAAUCAAUCAGCUAUAAUAGAUAACUGCGGUACAAGGAUUCCAUUAUGUAUUGAAAAAUCUUUUUAUCAAUGUAAAAAUGAUGUUGGUCCAGAUUAUUCUAUAGAAGUAUGUGGUAAUGGUUCAGUUCCAAUAAAAUUCUCAAGUUGUUUUGUAACAAAUAUGAAUAUAAAUAAUUCUAUAAAAUCAACAUGUGAUACUAAAAUCAAUUUGCCAUGUUCGAAAUCUAUGGGUCCAUAUCGAAAUCAGUUUGUAGGUAAAUUUCUUAGAGGAUUAUCAAAAAUCUUUGACAAUAAACGUAAAUAUAUUGAUUAUAUUGUUACAAAUGUUCUUCGACAAGUUGUUAAUCAUAUAUCACUUGAUUCUUUAAAUCAACUAUCUUGCUCUUUACCACAAAAUAUUGAACGAAUUCUUUGUCAUACUGAUAUUGAUUCGGAUCGUUUAAUACGAAUUCUUGUUACUGAAGUUCUUAAAUGUUAUUGUACGAAUGUUGGACAUCUUACCGAUUGGUACGCAUUUGCUAAUUCAAUUAAGCCCUUUCUUUCAUCAACAAAUGUACUACAACAUGAUGAUGAUGAUGAUAAUCAAAAAACCAAUAACAAUAAAAACCAAACAUCAUUAAAAUUAACAUCACCAAUUGUUAAAAAAGAAAAACUGGCGGAAAAUAGUGUCUUUAGAGAAAUAGUAACACCAGCAAAAGAUGAUAAAAUUCCAUUUAUUAAUCGAAUAUCUUCAACUGAAACAAUAUCUCAUACGAAUAGUAUGACUCCCAUGAGUAUACAAUCAAAAGAAACAUUUAUAUCGCUUGGUGCUAAAUAUCAACAAUCAAAAACAAAGCAAAUACAUCAAAUAGUGUCUUUCAUGUCAACCUAA
Molecule: messenger RNA, 933 nt
Organism: Rotaria sp. Silwood1
Lineage: Eukaryota; Metazoa; Rotifera; Eurotatoria; Philodinida; Philodinidae
Source: the annotation of a GenBank genome assembly